Messenger RNA from Eucalyptus grandis, 1981 nucleotides. RefSeq names its product mitogen-activated protein kinase kinase kinase 5-like. Gene Ontology annotation, molecular function: ATP binding; protein kinase activity. Gene Ontology annotation, biological process: protein phosphorylation. The record is from RefSeq and is a predicted model, not a curated record. NCBI's taxonomy places the organism in Eukaryota, Viridiplantae, Streptophyta, Magnoliopsida, Myrtales, Myrtaceae.
GGAUGAUGCGAUUUUGCUGGAUUUUCCGUUGAUGGGUUUUUUUUUCCUUGGAUUUUUUUAAGAAAUACAAAUACAAUUUUUGAAACUAGAUUUUGUUACUCUUCUGUUGAAUUAAUUUGGUGACUGAAACAAGUACAAAGUAAUACACAUCCGGGCUCAACUCCCGUUGUUAAAAUUGGCAGAAUCUAAUGCUAUUUGUUUUAUCUCAUUUGCAAUCUUCAGUAAGGCACCUGGUGACAUUGUAUAAAGGGGCGGCAUCUUUUUUCUUAGUAGGAUUUGUCUCAAAAUUGUUCCACUCGUUCCAGAAAGAAUCUACCACCGAAAAUAAAAGUUCAGGAACUGACAAAGAUAGAGCUACACACACAAAAAAAAAAAAACCAUGCCCGCAACAAUGAACAUUUUGAUCUUCUCUUUCUUCUACCAGUUCUCUUUCUGUUAAGCAGGAGAAGAAGAGGAUCAUCAAGAAAGUUACCUCCGGGAUCAUUGGGAAUCCUCACAAUAGGCCAAAGCUCUGGCAUGCUCUGAGCCAUGAGGACAAACACGGGAGAAAAAUGGGUCCAAGAAAGAGUGAGGAAGUAUGGACCAAUCUCGAAGCUCACUUUCUUCGGUAAACCAACGGUGUGCAUUCACAGACAAGCAGCAAACAAGUUUGUAUUCUACGAAGACAGCAGCAUGCUUGCCAACAAGCAACCAUCGUCCAUCCGCGCGAUUCUGGAUCCUGCAAUCUGAUGGAACCAAGUGGCUAAGAUCACAAACGCGUGAGGGACUCUCUCAUGUCAUUCUUGAGACCAGAACCCCUGAAGCAGUAUGUGGGGAAAAUAGAUGGAGAUGUGAGAAAACACAUCGAGUUGCACUGGCAGGGCAUGGAAAAAAUUGCGUUGUGGAUAGAUGGAGAACCCUACAUCUUCAGCUCAAGUUGCUGAAAGAUCAGAGCAGUUACCACUAGCAAGUCAAUGUUUAAAAGGCCUGCUUAUAGGACAUGGCACUUUUGGAAGUGUUUACAUUGCAAGCAACCAAGAAACUAGAUCUCUAUGUGCAUCAAAGGAGUUUGAGCUAUUGCCUAAUGAUCCAAAUUCAGCAGAGUGCAUGAGGCAGUUAAAGCAGGAAAUUCAGGUACUUGGCCAGCUUAGACAUCCAAACAUUCUGCAGUAUUAUGUGAGUGAAAUUGUUGAGGAUCGCUUGACAUAUCUAGAAUAUGCACAUCAUGGAUCAAUAGACAAGUAUAUCCAGGAGCACCUUAGGACCCUAACGGAAUCUGUUGUCCACACUUUUACACGCCAUAUUGUGACUGGAUUGGCUUACCUGCAUGUUAACAACUCCAUACAUGGGGAUUUAAAGUGUGCUAAUUUAUUUGUGGAUGCAUUUGGGUUCAUCAAACUUGCUGACUUUGAGAUUGCUAAACAUUCUAAACUGGAUGGCUGCAGAGCUCAUACAAUCCUUGAUGGUGAAUAAUUACAGCACGGAUCUCAAUCGUGCUGCCAACAUGUGGAGUUUGAGAUGUACUAUUACCAAAAUGAUUACUUGGAAACCUCCUCGGAGUAUGAGUGGGCUCAAGUUAUAUUUAAGGUGAUGCGAAGUUCUCCAGCAAUCCCUGAGAUGUUAUCUGCCGAGGGAAAGGAUUUUGUGUAGUGCUGCUUUCGAAGACAGCCUGCGGAGAGGCCUUCUGCUGCCAUGCUACUUGAGCAUGCUUUCUUGCAAAUUUGAAAUUGCAGAUGACUGACUUAUUUCAAGUGCCGUACGUUGUCGCAAAAUGGACGUUGUCCUGUAAAGUUCUAUAUUUACUAAACCAAAAGGAUCACACGGUCCAUAGAUGUGAUGAAGUACCUAUAUAUCGACAAAAUAGGACACAUGCUCCUCUUGCAUGGUCUGACUGGCGGCAUAUCGAUCUAGGCAAUUUGACAGUGUUGCUUAAUCUAAACCUUUUACUGUAGAGUGCAUUCUUACCAGAAACAUUUUGCACGAAGUACAUUUAUUCAUCAAA